AUGCACGUGCCUUGUGAUACUAGACUAACCAAUUUCCCUCUGACAAUAUUACAUCCAGCAAAUUACCAUACCGGACUCAGCUCGCCCACUAGGUCCAUAAUGGAGGCAAAGCUUCACGACCCGGAUCCAAGACCGACCCGGACAGGCGAACCAGAGCUCGAUCUCUACACCAUCCCUAGCUACUCCAGCUGGUUUUCGUGGGACGAUAUCCACGAAACAGAAAGAGCCGGGUUGAGAGAGUUCUUCGAUGGAAGCUCGAUCACAAGAACCCCAAAAAUCUACAAAGAAUACAGGGACUUUAUCAUCAACAAGUACCGUGAAGAUCCUUCUAGAAGGCUUACUUUCACGGAGAUUCGCAAGUCACUGGUCGGCGACGUUACGUUGCUCCACAAGGUGUUUCAAUUCCUGGACAAGUGGGGAUUGAUAAACUUCGGUGCGAUUUCGACUCGCUACGAUGAUUUGGAGAGGGAGGAAACGGGUAAGUUUAGGGUUGAGGACGGUCCUCCGAAUGGCGUGCGGGUUGUGGCUAUGCCGAAUUCUCUGAAGCCGCUCUCGGUGCCGCAAGGUGCGGCAGGUAAUGCGGAUAUUGAUGAGAAUGGAUUGAAAUUGCCGCCGUUAACUUCCUAUUCGAAUGUGUUUGGUGAGCUGAGGAAGCAAAAGGGGCUUCUGUGUGGGAAUUGUAGUGAAAGUUGUGAUUCAGGGCUGUACGAAUAUACUAAGGGCUGUUAUGUACUUUGUAUUAAAUGUUUCAAAGAUGGAAGUUAUGGAGAAAACAAGUCCAAGGAUGACUUUAAGUUGAUUGACAAUGUUGAUAGCAGCAGUACAAAUGAAGCUGUUUGGACUGAGGCAGAGACUUUACUUCUUUUAGAAUCUAUUCUGAAGCAUGGGGAUGACUGGGAUCUUGUUGCUCAAGAUGUUCAAACCAAGACCAAACUUGAUUGCAUUUCUAAGUUAAUUGAGCUGCCAUUUGGGGAUCUUAUAUUGAGUUCUGCAUAUAGAAAUGGUAAUUUGAGUGUACCAGGUGGGGACGUAAACAACUCAAAACAAGUUCCAUUAUCUUCAUCUGAACAUCAAGACACAGUAAAGGAUGAGGAUUUAAUGCUUGACCAGACAAAUGUGAAUGAACAGAAUGGAGAUGCAGUGGAUGAAGGACCUCCAUUGAAAAGAAAACGAACCACUUUUCUUUCAGAUGCUGGUAGUUCUUUGAUGAAACAGGCAGCUCUUAUCUCAACCAUAACCGGCCCUGAUAUUGCAGCUGCUGCAGCUGAGGCUGCUUUUGCAGCACUUUGUGAUCAAACCUCAUGUCCAAGGGAGAUUUUUGAUGGCAAGGAUGAUUUUCCAACUAAUGGGUUGUGGUCUCCUAUUGUCCAUUCCAAGCCAGAAAGAGCCCAUCAGGUUGAAGACUCAGAGAUAAAGGAGAGGUCCACUCAAUCAGAAACUCAGGAGACAUCUCCAGGGCAGAAUAACAUACCUUUAACUUUGCGACUUAGAACUGCAAUUGCAACAGCUCUAGGGGCAGCUGCUGCUCAUGCCAAACUAUUGGCUGAUAAGGAAGACCAAGAAAUUGAAAAUUUGGUGACAACAAUAAUUGAGACACAGUUGAGGAAAUUGCAUUACAAAAUCAACUGUUUUGACAAUCUGGAGCUCAUAAUGGAGAAGGAAUAUGCAGAAUUGGAGGAUUUGAAAGAGUCAUUAAUUGAGGAGAGGAUUGAUGUCUUACAGAGGGCAAUUGCUGCUGGGAUGCCUAAAUGGCGGGAUCAUACUUGUGUGAAAUCAUAGUGGUAGUUUAUUUUGAUGUAGCCCUAAUGUGUUGUAAAGAAGUGGUAAAAUGGACUAGAUUUAACAUUGAUUUUUCUGGAAUAUCAUUGUGCGCUAGAGUCUAAUUUUCCAGUGUAUCAAAUUUCUUAACCCACUGUAGCUGAAUUUGUAAUUAGGCUGAUGAACAUAAACCGGUAUGCAACACUGCGACUAAUUAAUUAUAACCCCCUGGGAUGCUAAUCUCUAUUCUAAUGUAGUUCAUUUGCAUGUUUA
Messenger RNA from Hevea brasiliensis (rubber tree), 2031 nucleotides. RefSeq names its product SWI/SNF complex subunit SWI3A. The coding region runs from base 1 to 1779 and encodes 592 amino acids. The transcript has 7 exons. The record is from RefSeq and is a predicted model, not a curated record. Gene Ontology annotation, molecular function: protein binding. Lineage: Eukaryota; Viridiplantae; Streptophyta; Magnoliopsida; Malpighiales; Euphorbiaceae.